UGGCGCUGAUAACACGUCGCGGGCGCAGGGCGGGGCUCGCAACACCGCUGCGAGCUGGGCCCGGCUCCGCACCCCCACAGGCUGAGGGGGAAGCCGCGGCCCGACCGGGCACUCAGACCAGCCUGGCGCUAGGGACGCUGGGGUCCGGCGCCCUCUGACCCACGAGCUGCGAAAAAAGCCCCAUGAGGGGGAGGCUGGUUCCAGCUUGAGGGACUGAGCGGGCCCUGGCGCGAGGUGAAUUUAACGUCACUAUUGGCAGGCUACUCGCCCAACCAGCAGCUCUUCCCGCCCUUUACUUGUAGGCGGGAUUUCCGCUUGGCGGUCGCCUUGUUGCCGGAAAUCUGAGUAACAUCACUUCCGGAGAGUAGAGCCAGUUGCUAGGCUGCUAGUCGGACCCUUUGUAGCUUCCGGUCUAGUCGUGUGUGCGCGGGAGUCUCUUCCGGGUUUGCGGGCACCAUGAGCACUAUGUUCGCCGAUACUGUCCUCAUCGUCUUCAUCUCGGUGUGCACGGCGCUGCUGGCCGAGGGUAUAACAUGGGUGCUGGUUUACAGAACAGAGAAAUACAAGAGACUGAAAGCUGAAGUGGAAAAACAAAGCAAAAAAUUGGAAAAGAAGAAGGAAACGAUAACUGAAUCAGCAGGCCGACAGCAAAAAAAGAAAAUAGAGAGGCAAGAGGAGAAGCUGAAGAACAACAACAGGGACCUGUCGAUGGUUCGAAUGAAGUCCAUGUUUGCAAUUGGCUUUUGCUUUACUGCCCUCAUGGGCAUGUUCAACUCCAUAUUUGACGGCCGAGUGGUGGCAAAACUUCCUUUUAUCCCCCUCUCCUAUAUCCAGGGCCUGUCCCAUCGCAACCUGCUCGGGGAGGAUUACACUGACUGCUCCUUCAUCUUCCUCUACAUUCUCUGCACCAUGUCUAUCCGACAGAUCUCUGUUGCUUUUUCCUCUGGAGGUGCCAAGGGACUUAGAAACCCUUACAGCAGGUCAGCAGAGGAAAUGACUCUUGUGCCAACUUCUAACAGAGGGGUCAGGAUGGGCUUGGUGAAGUGGCUCAAUAGAAUGAAAGCUCCUUUACCCCAGAAUAAGUGCAUGGAUCAAACAGAUUCUCUCCCUCCUUCCACAGCAGGAUCCUUCAUUAAAUCAGAUCUGUGUCCAGUCUUGUGUAAAGGAACAAGGCAAACAAAUUAGCAAAAGCCAUCAAGUCCACCGACCCCUUAUUAAAUGCUCUCAGCACAGCAGGUCUUGUCAAGUGCUCUUUCCCUGGCCUGGAACUAGAACAGCAGGUGCUGUUGUGUGCUGAGGGGUUUGUCUAGUUUUUGUGGUUUCUGUGUCACCCACUGGGAAGCUUUUGUGU
Molecule: messenger RNA, 1351 nt
Organism: Terrapene triunguis (Three-toed box turtle)
Lineage: Eukaryota; Metazoa; Chordata; Testudines; Emydidae
Product: calcium load-activated calcium channel
Exons: 7
Coding region: 457-1185 (242 amino acids)
Biological process (GO): endoplasmic reticulum calcium ion homeostasis
Cellular component (GO): cytoplasm; endoplasmic reticulum; endoplasmic reticulum membrane
Molecular function (GO): calcium channel activity
Source: RefSeq, a predicted model, not a curated record